UCUAGUGAGAAAAUCUCUUUUUCUUAUCUCUCUCCCCCCUCGGAUUCAGUUUUCUGCUGUUCUUCGUGAGGCUUCUGUGAUCAUUUCUGGCUUCCUGCUAAUUAAUUAGGGUUUUCUGAUUGAUUUGGAAGAUGGUGAAUUUCGCCUAUGUAGUGGCUUCGUAUAGGCACAAUUUAUAGUAGUUCUAACAGAAUUUGGUACUAAAUGAGGUCUGGAAGAAGCCUUGUCUUCUGCAUCUUUUCAAAAUUUAUGUUUUGUUUAUUUUCAGCGAAGAUGGAGUUAGCUUGUGCAUUUUUGUUCUUAGUUUCUAUGCUGCCUCUAGUUGCCUCAGAUUAUCAAGGAGAUGCGCUUUUUGCAUUGAAAAAUGCGUUGAAUGGCAGCAAUCAGCUUUUAGAUUGGAAUCCAAAUCUGGUGAAUCCAUGCACUUGGAGCUCUGUUGACUGUGAUCGUAACAAUAAUGUUGUUCAAGUAAUAUUGGCUUCCAAAGGAUUAUCUGGAACCCUGUCACCGAGACUUGGAGUUCUGAAGUAUCUCAAUACUCUUGGUUUGCAAGGGAAUGAUAUAACGGGUAAUAUACCAGAUGAGUUUGGGAACUUGACAAGUCUGACCCACUUGGAUUUGGGAAAUAAUUAUUUAAGUGGAGAUAUACCCACAUCUCUUGGGAACCUCACUAAUCUUCAAAUAUUGAUUUUGAGUGAAAAUAACUUCAAUGGAAGCAUUCCUGAGUCUAUCUCAAAUCUUCCGAAGCUGAUUGAACUUCAGCUUGCAUUUAAUGACUUGAGUGGCAAAAUACCAGAGGCUUUGUUUCAAUUAUCCAAAUACAAUUUUACAGGAAACAAGUUGAACUGUGGUCCUGGUAUGCAGCAUGCAUGUGCAUCUGUUACUCCUGGUGCUAGUGAUUCUGGAAACACAAAGAACCUGAACUUUGGGGCUCUAUUUGGAACUAUUUCAGCUGUGCUGGUGAUUCUAGUUAUUGGAGUAGUGAUGUUUCUCUUAUGGAAGGGUAGGAAUAAAGGUUACAAACGGGAAGUUUUUGUUGAUGUUUCAGGUGAAGAUGACCGUAAGAUUGCAUUUGGGCAGUUAAAAAGAUUUGCAUGGCGUGAGUUACAACUCGCUACUGAUAUCUUCAGUGAGAAAAAUGUACUUGGACAGGGAGGUUUCGGUAAGGUGUACAAGGGAGUGCUUCCAGAUAACACAAAAAUUGCAGUGAAGCGCCUCACAGAUUAUCAGAGUCCAGGUGGAGAGGCAGCAUUUCUUCGAGAAGUUGAGAUGAUCAGUGUGGCGGAUCAUCGCAAUAUUCUGAGAUUGAUAGGAUUCUGUACAACGCCAUCUGAACGGCUGCUUGUUUAUCCCUUCAUGCAAAACCUAAGUGUUGCCUAUCGUCUACGAGAUAUUAAACCUGGAGAGAAGGUGUUGGAUUGGCAAUCAAGAAAGCAAGUUGCUUUAGGCACAGCUCGUGGGCUUGAGUACCUACACGAACAUUGCAACCCCAAGAUCAUUCAUCGUGAUGUGAAAGCUGCUAAUGUUUUACUUGAUGAAGAUUUUGAAGCAGUUGUUGGGGACUUUGGCCUUGCGAAAUUGGUGGAUGUUAGGAAAACAAAUGUGACAACACAAGUUCGAGGAACCAUGGGUCAUAUAGCACCUGAAUAUUUAUCCACUGGAAAGUCAUCAGAGAAGACUGAUGUUUUUGGUUAUGGGAUCAUGCUUCUGGAACUUGUUACAGGACAACGUGCAAUUGACUUUUCACGCCUUGAGGAAGAAGAUGAUGUCUUACUGCUUGAUCAUGUGAAAAAGUUGGAGAGAGAAAAGCGGCUGGAUGCCAUUGUUGAUCGCAACCUGAAGCAGAACUAUGACAGCCGUGAAGUGGAGACGAUGAUCCAGGUUGCCCUGCUCUGCACCCAAUCUUCUCCAGAGGAACGGCCAAAGAUGGCAGAAGUUGUACGCAUGCUUGAAGGGGAGGGCUUGGCCCAAAGAUGGGAGGAGUGGCAGCAAGUUGAAGUAGUUCGAAGGCAGGAGUACGAGAGAUUACACAGUAGAUUUGAUUGGGCUGAAGAUUCAGUAUAUAAUCAGGAUGCCGUACAGCUCUCUGGAGGAAGAUAGUUAUAUGUAUACUCGUCUGUUAUGAUGUAUAUGUACUUGCGAUCGAAUGUGGCAUGCUUGUAUCACUAUACGUGCUUGUUUUCCAUGUUUGUAUUGUAAAGUGCUUGUGGAACAUUUGGCUUUUUUUGAGCUUGCCAAGGGCUUCCACUUCCACUUCCACUUCCAAGUUUAAGUUGGUUAUAUUGUUAAUUGGCUUCUUAAUCUUUUGGGUUUUCUAUCGCAUUUGGUGGUUUGUACUAUGAUUCCAACUGCUUUACAGGAAUUGGUUAAAAAUAUAUACAUACUUUAAUUUUGUA
Messenger RNA from Amborella trichopoda, 2396 nucleotides. Its product is annotated as leucine-rich repeat transmembrane protein kinase family protein. The record is from RefSeq and is a predicted model, not a curated record. Gene Ontology annotation, biological process: protein phosphorylation. Gene Ontology annotation, molecular function: protein binding; protein kinase activity; ATP binding. NCBI's taxonomy places the organism in Eukaryota, Viridiplantae, Streptophyta, Magnoliopsida, Amborellales, Amborellaceae.